AUGUCUGCAUUCUUUACCUACAUUUUGCCUUUCCUGGCCCUGCCAGCCGUUCAAGCUUGCCCGACCAAGCACCAUCACAGUAGCACGGCCUGCGCCCAGGUGACUGGGAACCAAACCAUCAAUGCGUUCCAGCUGUAUCCUGAGAACGCAGACUUCGACAAGAAGCGCUGUGUGGCUUACUUCAGUGUCCUCUAUAACGCCACCGUGGCUUCCUGGAACCCUUCCACGUCCGAGAUCAAGACCAUCGAGAUCCCAGGCCUGAGCUUCAACCCCGAAUUCCACUCGAGCGGCGUCCGCAUCGACCCUCUCGACCGCCUCUCCAUCGUCAUCAACGCCGGUGCCGCCUUCGAUACCGCUGGCCAGAACAUCACGGGCGACAACACCCUCGUCAAAUACGACCUCACCAAGAAGCAUGUCCUGUGGCAGCGCAACUUGACCGAGGUCACGGGCGGCGUGUACGGUGGAUUCCAGGACACGGCCCACGGCCCCGACGGGACCACAUACGCCCUCGGCACGUUCCCCAGCAGCAUCAUCCGGGUCAGCCCGGACGGCUCCGAGGCCGUUGCGUGGUACCUCAAGACGCCCGCCAACCACACCAUCCACGGAUUCUCUGGACUCGUCUCGUCCCCUGACGGAAAGUCGCUUCUCGUCGUCGACAGCUCCGACGGCCAGCUCUACAGGUUCGACACCGCCAACGCCAAGGCCUCGACACCCGUCCGCGUCCCCCUGACAUCGGCGAAGACGAUCGGCGCUGCGCUCGAUGGCGUUUCAAUCCCUUCCCGGUACAACGGCACCGUCAUUCUCGUCUCUGAUAAUGUAAAGGGAACGGUGGUCCUGCACUCGGCCGACGCCAAGUGGGAGUCUGCCGCCGUCGUGGGAACAGUCCCCAACGCGUACCUGGCUGAUGGAGGCUCGACGACGACGACUGUGCAGAUUGGCGGCAGCGUCUACGCGUCAACGGAGUAUUUCGGAGACGCCAAGGUCGCUGGCACACUGGCUGGGAAUCGAACGGAGUGGCCGUUGAUUGAUAUCACUGCCAAUAUCAAUGGAUUCCUGUCUGCUCAGUAA
This is a messenger RNA of Colletotrichum orchidophilum, 1068 nucleotides long. RefSeq lists its product as uncharacterized. The record is from RefSeq and is a predicted model, not a curated record. Lineage: Eukaryota; Fungi; Ascomycota; Sordariomycetes; Glomerellales; Glomerellaceae. The transcript has 2 exons. The coding region runs from base 1 to 1068 and encodes 355 amino acids.